This is a messenger RNA of Oryzias latipes (Japanese medaka), 2753 nucleotides long. RefSeq names its product solute carrier family 22 member 31 (gene slc22a31). Gene Ontology annotation, cellular component: membrane. NCBI's taxonomy places the organism in Eukaryota, Metazoa, Chordata, Actinopteri, Beloniformes, Adrianichthyidae. Gene Ontology annotation, biological process: transmembrane transport. The record is from RefSeq and is a predicted model, not a curated record. Gene Ontology annotation, molecular function: transmembrane transporter activity.
GCGGGAUCCCAGGCAGGUCUCGUGCCGUGUGACCCACAGAACCCCGCCUUCGAGUCUACCUGCUGUGGCGCCGCGCGCCUGUUGAGCGCGUGCAUUCUGCGUAAUGGCCUCAGUACUGUCAGGCAGUUUAAGCUCCCGGCCCUUCAUGGAUUACGAGACGAGGAUCUUCCCUCACCUCGGCGGGUACGGACGUUACAACCGUGUGCUGGUGAUUUUCAGCUGGUUCCCCGCCUUCGCGGUCACUCUGAACCUCGUCAGCGGUCAUUUUUUCACCUUGAUCCCAGACACUUACCACUGCAGAUCGGACCCGAGCCUGCUGCCUUCAACUUUACAACCCAGUAACUUCUCCAAGCAGGACUACCUGAACCUCACCAUCCCGUGGGACGGUGACUCCGGCUCCUUGAGCCACUGCGAACUCUUCAAAUACCCUCCAAAUGUGUCGGACUUGUCGGGGAAAGUGCCGCGGGAGAGGGUGUCCUGCACCCGGGGAUGGGAAUACUCAAGCGCAGCUGGACUUCAAAGUAAUAUCGUUACGGACUGGGACCUAGUUUGCAGCAAUUACUGGAAGAUCCCCCUGCAGCACAUCUGCUUCAUGGUGGGAUGGAUUGUGGGAUACAUUUUUAUGGGAACAUUGUGCGACUGGUUGGGUCGACGGCGGGGUUUCCUGCUCUCUGUAGGGCUCUCCAGUCUGUUUGGGGCAGUCGUGUGCUUGUCCUGGAGUCUGGUAGCGUUUCUUCUCAUGCGUCUCUUACAAGGCGCUAUGCUGGCCGGUGUGUUUGUGUCCUCCUACAUUGCCAGGCUGGAACUGUGUGACCCUCCCAGUCGUCUCAUGGUUGCCAUGGUGGGAAGCUUCGUCUCGGUGUCUGCAGAGCUGCUGUUACCGGGCUUCGCCGUUCUGUGUCGCGAUUGGCCCAUUCUUCAGGCGGUGGCCACUUUGCCGUUGCUGGCGCUGCUGUUCUCGUACUGGUGCUGUGCAGCCGUUUUUCCUGAAUCUCCUCGUUGGCUUCUGGCCACGGAUCAGAUUCCACAAGCCAAGAAGAGUUUCCUGGAAUUUGCCACCAGAAACGAUGUUUACCUGGAUGAGUUCUUUCCAAUGUUGUUGGCAGAGAUGGAUUCAACGUAUGGAGAAGACUGUCGACCCAAGUUCCAUUCAGUUCUGGCGUUGCGUCGGACACGUGUUAUGUGGAAGAACUGUCUCAUUCUAAGUUUUACUUUGUUCAUUGGGACGGGCAUCCAGUACUGUUUCACCAGAAACCUGCACAACUACAACAACAACUUCUACUUCACCUACUUCCUGCGAGUGAUAGCGGGGGCACUGGCAUGCAUCUUUAUAUGCUUGUCCGUCAAUCACUUUGGCCGGCGGGGGAUUCUUCUGCUCUCUGCCAUCGUCACUGGGUUGUCCUCGCUGCUGCUGCUGGCGCUCACACAGUACCUCCAUGACGGCCUGGUGCUGGUGCUCUCUGUGCUGGGUUUGCUGUUCUCUCAGGCUCUCUCCAUGCUCAGCGCCUUCUUCGCCUGUGAGGUGAUGCCUACUGUAAUCCGAGGGGGCUGCCUGGGCCUGGUGCUGGCAGCGGGUUGCGUCGGCAUGGCCGCCUCCUCCCUUAUGGAGCUGCAGAGCAGCAGCGGCUACUUCCUCCACCACGUCGUCUUCGCCUCCUUCGCCGUCCUCUCCGUUCUCUGCAUAAUGCUCCUCCCCGAAAGCAAACGCAAAUCUCUGCCGGACUCCCUGAAGGACGGUGAGAGCCAGCGGCGACCGCCCCUCUUCCUGUCGCGUUCCGACAACAUGCCUUUGCUGCCCACCUGCCAGCCUUUGUCUGAGUACAACCCCGAUAACUACUCUAGACUGGCUUCUGCCACGAGGAGCAUGUUGACCAAAGACAGUCUGCCGUACAUGAUCGCUCCUGAGAUUCUCUAAAAUAGGAUCUGGAGUCAGAGCAGAGGACUCUUAGACGACAGGAGCACAGGUCCACAGGAAGCUCAUUUUAUAACUGUAAAGACUCCUACUUAAUCACACCCAUUUUCCCAAAGAUUCCUCUAACUCCCACUAAAAACUCGUCACAAGCUGCUCAGCUCAGCUGAGACCUGACCUUGGCCAGGAUACCGUGCACUUUAGAGCGAUCGCAGUGAGUCUUUUCGGGAACUCUCACGUUCUUCUUUCUGUGCCAACCAAGAGCAUCAACAGGGCCGGCUCAAGGCAUUGUUGAGACGACUCAGGAGACCACCUGAUAAUGCAGAUAACUGUGCCAAACCUGCUGUAAUGCGUAUAUUUAAAUGAUGAAAUGUAACUUUUCUACAGAAAGGAGUACUUUUCAUUGGAUAACAUGUUUACCUCCUCAGAAACAAUUCUGGUUACAAACCUUCAGAGUUUUCGGUUAAACCUUGAAGUAAGUAGACUUAGUGAAAGGAUGAUCACUCUGUGACCAGAGGAAAAAUAGACAAACCACUGAAUUGUUGGUGCUUCUCAUCCGUUAUCUUCUUUUUUUUUUAAUUUAACGUGAAUUGUAUUUAAAUAUGAAAUGCCAAGCAUCUAAGAUGUUGCACAUGUUUAAGCCUAUGUUACUGGAGCUGUUACUUUUAAGGUCGACCAUAGUGUGGUCAUGUGUGUUUAAGCUAAUGUUCUUGUUUCACUCCUUCAGUCAGAGUCAGAUCUGUUUUUGCACUCAAUGCCAACACCAUCAUUUUGUAUUCUACAUGUUGUUCUGUAUGUUAUUCUGCCCUAGAAAUAUUAACACUUUUCUGUUUAAACCAGGAAA